UAUCUCGAAAGGUCCUUUUCUGUGAUCUGAGCAUGAGAAAGAACUAGUGGCCUCAUUUUUUAAGUUCCUUAGAAUGGAGAUUUUUAGCCCAGAAAAAGAGAAAGCUGCAGUAUGUUUAAGACUGAACUAUAUCCAUUCAACCACUCCCAGCUUCUAACCCCCUAGAAGGACCAAGUGAGUCCAUUUGCAGUGGAAUGAAACCCUAAUUUUUAGAACCAAAUUGAAAGUUUGUUUCAACUACAGGCCUAAAUGGUUGAUCCUAAGAUCAUUUUUCUAUUCUAGUUGGAGCAUCUUGCUUCAUUUGAUCUUUAUUGAAGACAGUUUUAUGUUAAAACCAGUGUGUGUGAUUAUAUGAUAAUAUGGAACGUCAAAGGGUUAUUUUUGAAGUUUUAGUACUCAUUUUUACUUGAUGUCUUUUUGAGAUUUGUCCCAACCCUGGCACAGACCUGGAGGCAUUGACUUUGUUUUCAAAGCAUUUUUCAGUUCAAGAAUGCCCCUUAAAAUGAUAGGUAGAAAUAGAGAGUGCCAAACACUCAUUCUUCCCUUUUAUCCAGAAUUCUCUUGCUUCACUGUUUCCCCAUGUUCAUGAGCACAUGGGUGAAAGACGGUGGGGAACGAUGGAGAAGAAAGUUUUUGAUUAGGCUUCCUGGGAAUUCCAUCCUCAGCCUAUCCUCUGUCAGUUCCAGGCUGCCUACUUCUGAGCUGCACUGCCAAGGACAUAGUCAUUGGAGGACAGAGUUGUUAACCAUAUACUUAAGUACACGCAUAUUUAAAGACAAUUCCAGCUGCUUUGGGAGGUAAAAAUAUCAAAGUAAAUUUGUCAAAGCAUCUGCCAUCGUUGAGCUGUAAUGUGAGGGCUAGGGCAGCUUAAACACUGUUAAAGUGUGGCAGUGGGCCAGCAUCAUGGACAUCACCUGGGAGCUUGUUAGAAAUGUAGAAUGUCAGGCCCCACUCCAGACCUUCUGGACCAGAAUCUGCAUUUUAGUAAGAUCUCCAGAUGAUUCAUAGACAAGUUCUAGCAGCAGUGGACUAGAAUACAAAGUGGGAAGUGCUGUGAGAAUUCAGGAUAAUUACACUUUUUUUUUAGCUCUUUACAUAAAAUCAUGUUGAAUUUUCAUAACUCCAUGAAGUAGGUACUGAUAGUAUCCUAAUUUGACAGAUAAAAACUUAAGAUAGAGAUGAAGUAUCUUGCCUAGCUGAUAAAAGCUAGGAAGAGGUGGAGUCCAGUUUCCAAUCUCUUCUGACUGGAAGACUAUCAAGGAGGGGAACUUAAUGUGAAGGAAGAAAGAUGGAAAGUUGCAGAUGGUAUUUAAAGUACCAAAAAUAGCACAGUUCAGUGAUUAAACCGAGUGUAUUGUUUGUGAAAGUGAAUAGUGAGAAAGUUUGAAGUGUAGGUAAAAGUCAGGUCAUGCAGAUCCAACUCCACCCAUACAUCCAGUGUUGACAUUUCCUCAUUUGAGAAAGAUGGAAAACUGGUGCAUGUUGUUUCUCUGAAUAACGUGACCUAUGAAAAAGUCCAUUUUUCUUUCUGAAAGAAACUUCUACAAGUCAGACAAGUUGCUCAAUCCCCUCUCCACCCCACAGGAGACUGAUGCCUCCUGGCUUUAUACUACUGAUUCAGGAGCAAAGCCGUCUCUUACGUAAAGCUGAGUUUAGAAAGAGUGGCCCACUCUACUCUGACCUGCUUGGUCUACACCUGCAUUUGGAGGUCUGAACCACUUUGAGGAAGGUAACCAGGAUAGUCACGUAAUUUAAAAACCCGUCAACCUAUAUUUGGCAGGUUUAGCCUGGAAAAGAAGACAAGGAGGCACAGAAAAGCUAUAGCUAAAUAUUUACUAAGCACAUACCAUCUGCUAGCUCCUGGGGAUAAGAGUGUUGAACAUGACACAGUAAGUUUCCUGCAUUAUGGAGAUUAGAGUCCAGUAAGGAAGACAGACAUUAAACAAAACCCUGCAAAUAAUUAGUUAAAUGAAAGUGCUGCAAAAGAAGCUCUGUGAGGGAACCAAAAAAGAGGACAGGAAAAGCUUCCUUGAGGAGGCCAUGUUUAAGCUGAAACCUGAAGAAUCAAUAGGAAUUAGCCAGACAGGAUAAUCCAAUUAUGUGCUGAGGCUUUGAGGUGCAACAGCUUGUUGUGUGAGUGACAUUGACAAGUCUAGUAUAGCUAGAGUUGAGAGAAUAAAUGGGAAAGGGAAAGGAGAGAAGGUUGGAUAGAUAAGCAAGAACCAGGUAUUUUAGUGCCUUGUAACCAUGUUUUAGAUUGUGAAUUGUGUUUGAAAGGCAAUGAAGAACCUAUUGAAGGCUUGAAAGUAGGCGUUGCAUAAGUCGUAAGUUGCAGUGCAUAAGUCAAAAAGUCCUAAUAGGGCAUGAUGUGGAAGAUUACUGAGUGAAAGUGACUGUGAUGUCUGGCUGGAUGGAUAGAUGGAUGGAUGACACCAUCUAAAGGUGAGCUGAGAUGCCUUCCAUAGUGAGAAAUUUAUCAUUGGAGGUGUUCAGGUGUCCAAGAGGGGAGUCAAACAAUAAAUGGAUUUUUUGGACUAGAUUCUCUUUGAAGCACCUUAUACUAGUGAGAUUUACAAUACCUUGUAUUUGGUUAUAAAUGUCACCACAAAUAAUCGUUGUCCUUAUCUGUAUGUGUAGCAUGGUUCUUUUACACAAAUUAUCGAAUUCUCAUUACAGCUCUAGAAGGUAGGAAUUACUCCCACUUUAUAAAUGAAGAUAUUGAGCCUCAGCUCAAGUAACUUGCCCAAAAUAACAAGGUUAGCAAAUAGUCAAAUAGCCAAAACCCAGGUCCAUUCUUCUCCCGAAAGCCUAUCCUCUUUACACCUACUCUAUAAAGCUUCUGUACAAACAAGUACACAAAUAUGGUAAUGGGCACUUGAUGAAUAAACAGUUUAGGCUAUAAAGAUAUUUGGAAUUCUAGAGGACUUUUCAUUCACUUAAAAAUUAAUACCUGGUAUGUGCCAAGCACUAGGGGUACAGCAGUCAAAAUGGACAUGGUCCCUGUCUUCCUUGAGUUUACAAUAGUCAGAGAAGACAUAUUAAAACAAAAUUGCACAAAUAACUAAUAGUUUUAAGUGCUUUGAAAGUAAAGUAUAAGGUGCCAUGUAACAGGGGGAUCUAAUCUAGUGCAGGGAGUUGGGUAAUGAUUCAGUUGUCAUAACCCUAUCUUUCUCCAAAAAGUUUCUGGUUACCAUUCUUUAAUGGUUUCUGACCUAUGUUUAACCUGUUAUAGUCAAAUCCCAAGUCUUCUCUGAGUAACUUUUAUUCCUUGCUGGAAAGGAUUCUGGCUCUGGUCAGUCACUAGCAGACUAUGAGUUUAACAUCAAUAGCAGUCAUUCCUAAAUCAGUAGGUCAUUUCAGCCUGACAUAGUACUAUAUAUUUCCAGACUACAUUUUCUGAUGUGUCUCUAACGUGUCAAGCAAUUUGCCAUCCUCCCCUUUCUGUAGGAACAAAGCAGUAAUUUCUUUUCCCCCAAGCUUCCCAAUUCAUGUUCUUUCUCUCAGUUAACCAGAAUGAACAAGCUGGAAUAGCAUCAGACAAUAUUUUUCUAAAAAUUAUUUGUCAUAACUGGCCCUUAUUGUGCCCUUCCCCUCUUAUUGGUGCAAACCCUCUUGAAUUCUUGCUAUCUUUGUAACUGAUCUCACUAUUUAUACACUGGUGUGUGAACUAUCUUUUUUUCAUGUAAGCUUUGGGGAACAGAUCAUACAUUUUGUAUUUUCCUUGCUGAGUAGAUAGGUACUAGUCAGCAAACAAUUGAUUUGAUAACAUAUCAUAGAAGUUAUGGUGCAGCUUGCUACUGGUUACAAAGUGCUUAGAAAAUUAUACCAUUUGUUCCUAAUAUAAACCUUGUGAAGGAGGUGGAAUCCUCAUCUGUAAAAAGAUGUGCAAAAUAAGGCUCAAAUAUGUUAAAAGCCUUCCCAAAUCACAGUUUCUAAACAAGAGUGACAUGAAAAAAGGGAAUGCUACAAAAUGAUCCAUUGAUAACGUCGCUCCACAUUUAGCAAGUAAACCAACUAUUCACCCUUUAGGAAAGCCCUCUUUAAAUCCUAUCUCUUCAAAUCUCCACUGAACUUCAAUUUUCUCAUUUGUUACGUGAAAAUAAUUGGUGUCCAUUCCAUGGAUUGUUGGAAAUGUUUUAUAUCUUCACUGUCCAAGAGGGUAACCACUAGAGUAACGUGCGGCUACUUAAAUUUAUAAGUAAAGUGUAAAAUUCAGUUCCUCAGCCACACAUCCACACUUCAACUGACUAGUAGUUACCACAUUGGACAGAGCAGACAUAGAACAUUUCCAUCAUUGCAGAAAGUUCUAUUGGACAGUGCUGUGCUAGAGCUAGGACUUGCCAAAGAUCAGAGAAAGCAGUAUGACUGAACUGAAAACCCAGGCGAGUGCCUGGUGGUUUUGAGUGAGCAAGUUCAGUGGGUGAGUGGGGAGCAAGCUGACCUUUGGAACAGUGACAUCACAAAGCACAACUCACAGUGGCUCCAGAACACCUGGGCUCCCAGGCUACUCUCCCUAACUCAUAUCUAGGUUCCUGAAGCCUCUGCACAUGUAGUUUCUGGAGCUGCUGUCUUAUUAAAAUGUCAACAUCUUCAUCUUCUAUCUGGAACACCAUCAUAGAUUAUCUCUCUCUGGGCUCGAUAUGGAAUUGGCUACAAGCAACUCUUCUGGGAGAGACUAGUGUGCCUCAGCAAACAAAUUUGGGGCCACUAGAUAAUCUUGCUCCAGCUGUGCAAGUUAUCCUGGGGAUUUCCUUUUUGAUUUUGUUGGGAGUAGGAGUAUAUGCCUUAUGGAAACAAAGUGUUCGAUCAAUUCAGAAAAUAUUGUUGUUUGUAAUCACACUCUACAAACUUUACAAGAAGGGCUCAGAUUUUUUUCAGGCUUUGCUGGUCAACCCAGAAGGGAAUGUUCUCCCACUUCAAGACAAUAAUCUCUUCCUGUCCUUGGGUCUGCAAGAGAAAAUUUUGAAAAAACUUCAGACGGUGGAAACCAAAGUGAAGGACCUGGAGGGGAUGAUCAGUUCCCAAAUACCUGCCACGAAGAGGGAUUGCUCCUCUGAGCCCUACUGCAGCUGCUCUGACUGCCAGAGUCCCUUGCCCACAUCAGGGUUUACUUCCACAUCUGAAAUGUGAUGGACUCCAACCUUUUCCAGAAGAGUACUGUUUCCCUCAUGUGUGCGGUGGUGUAUCAAUAAAGACAGACAACUAUAUUGAAAUUACCCUGCAAGGACUGGCUGUCUAUUCAGUAGGGCCCAGCUUCUACUUGUGUGUGUGGUGGUGUAAUGUGGGGUAUAGUGGUGGUUAAAAAUGUCUCUGAUAUUGUGGUGCCCACUCAGUAGGCUGGAGACCAUAAGCAGCCAUAUAGGAAAGGCUAGCCAAACUGGAAUCCAUGGGAGUGGGAAAAGA
Messenger RNA from Diceros bicornis minor, 5403 nucleotides. RefSeq names its product transmembrane and coiled-coil domains 2 (gene TMCO2). NCBI's taxonomy places the organism in Eukaryota, Metazoa, Chordata, Mammalia, Perissodactyla, Rhinocerotidae. The coding region runs from base 4579 to 5130 and encodes 183 amino acids. Gene Ontology annotation, cellular component: nucleus. The record is from RefSeq and is a predicted model, not a curated record. The transcript has 2 exons.